AUGAAGUACAGGCGCUGGAACAGAUGGAAGGAGUGGAGAGCCGCUCUGGAGGGUCUAGAUGAUGCCCAGCCGCCCGAGGCCCGUUCGCGGCGAAAGGGGCGGGUCUCCCGAGUCAUGCAUGACGUGGAGGAGGUGGAGGCGACCACGCCCGCUACACAGGACCACCCUAUGGCUGAAGAACCUGAGGAUCCACACGAGGAGUCCGUUGACGAUGAUGUUGUAUAUGAACCAGAGGGCGAUGGCAUAGAGGAUGAGGAUGACUGGGAGGAGCUAUGCAACGCCAAGGUUGUCGGGGGCGUCGACGCGGAGGCAACCUCCACGCCCAUUGUCGCGAGCGCACCCCCUGUGGGGGUCGACACCGAGGCCGUGAAGGAACGCUUGAUAGACGAGUUAAUGGAAGGCGAAGAGGAGGGCAACGAGGAGGGACACGCUGGUGGUCAGUCGUCAAGCAACGAUCCGUGUGGGGAAGACGGAUCAGAGGACGAGCACGCCCCGAAAGUGCCAUCUUCGAGGAAGCGGAAAGCAGCAACCGGUGGCCACGUCACACGCAAGGAGUUUGAGGCGUUGCGUGUCUGCGAAGGAUACCGCGAAGACAAUGGCUCGUCUGGAGUCACACGUACUAACAAUCAUUGCCCUUGGCGAGGGGCGCAAGCGCAAGCGGGCAUCUCCGGGUGCGGCGGCCACUCUUGGCAAGGAAGCUCUGAAGCGGAAACGCCAAUCACGGACGCCAUUAUCAACUGGGAGGUGUGCAAGGGGAAACUCUACAACCCUCCGUACGAGGACGGCGCUUCUGUGCGCCGAAUUCAGAAGCUGGCCUUUGAUGCCAUUGCAGAUGUCAUGUGCGGGAAUGAAGUGGCCUACGAUGAGGAAAAGAAGUCCUGGAAGUGGGGCAGGCAUGGGCUCCGUCUAUCAUCUUGCGGCCUGGAAUGCCUCCUGGAAGAUGAAGCAUCCUCCAAAGAUGACCAUCAGGAGUUCGAUGAGUCUGAUGAGUUGGAGAGUGAAUCCGAUGAGUGCCCUACUUAG
Molecule: messenger RNA, 1023 nt
Organism: Closterium sp. NIES-65
Lineage: Eukaryota; Viridiplantae; Streptophyta; Zygnematophyceae; Desmidiales; Closteriaceae
Source: the annotation of a GenBank genome assembly